AUGGGAGACACAGAAACAAAUUCACGAGGCAGCUGCUACGACAUGAUCGGAGUAGUCUGCUUCUUUAGUUUUGUGGCUGGUUUCAUUAGUUUAAUAAUUUAUAUUGCAGUGACCUUUGAAAGUUCUGUGCCGAAUAUAGAAAUAGCUUCAAUGGAUUUUACGGUGCGUAAUAUUACACAAAUUCGUCUCACUGCAAAUUGGGAUUUGUUGAUAAGGGUCCCUAGAACCCUUCCCCAUGACUAUAUAUGUCUUCAAGGAGACAUUCAAGCUUCAUUGUUUUACAAGAAUAUUACUCUUGUUACCUCGUCCGGACAAAGGUACAAAGAUCUCAAAUCCGGCUCGCCUCAACAACUUAGGGUUUCAGCAGCUAUCUCUGAAGAAGAUAUCGGCGGUUUGAUUGGCGAAAAUAUUAUCAAAGAUAUCAAAGAUGAGAGGGAAGUGAAGUUUGGGUCGAAGUUGUUUUUUACGGAUUGUAGAAAAGGGAAGAGGGGAGUUAUAAGCUAUGUGUGUAAUGAAAUCACGUUAAGGUUCGAGCCAGGUUCUGAAACCAAGGCCACUAAGUUUUGGAACAACCCUACUUGCACUAAUUUUUGA
Messenger RNA from Camelina sativa (false flax), 594 nucleotides. RefSeq lists its product as uncharacterized. The record is from RefSeq and is a predicted model, not a curated record. NCBI's taxonomy places the organism in Eukaryota, Viridiplantae, Streptophyta, Magnoliopsida, Brassicales, Brassicaceae.